GCCAAACGGCCCGUUGCAGAGCAAGCCUUUGGAGCUGCUGCAAGCCUAUGAGGCGGGGCAGCGCUCGCAAGUCUUCCUUUGGCUGCUUUCCGUGGCCGUGUUUGCCGCAGCGGCGGCCCUUGUGCUUUGGCUCCGCCGCGGCCGGGAUGGGGUCCGUGGCCCGUCGCAGGUGGAGGUAGACCUGGAGGCGGGCGUCGAGCCGUUGCAGGGCCUCGACAACGUCCCGAAUCUCCCGCCCGGCUUGACGGCGGAAGUGGACCUGGAGGCGGGUCGCGACAGCGAUGAGGAGGAUCCAACUGCACGGCUCAGCGGCGAGGAGGCCGAGGAGGACCUGGAGCCUUCCGAG
Messenger RNA from Symbiodinium necroappetens, 346 nucleotides. Lineage: Eukaryota; Dinophyceae; Suessiales; Symbiodiniaceae. The record is from the annotation of a GenBank genome assembly.